Paraphaeosphaeria sporulosa is the source of this 933-nucleotide messenger RNA. Its product is annotated as RNA-binding domain-containing protein. The transcript has 4 exons. NCBI's taxonomy places the organism in Eukaryota, Fungi, Ascomycota, Dothideomycetes, Pleosporales, Didymosphaeriaceae. The coding region runs from base 1 to 933 and encodes 310 amino acids. Gene Ontology annotation, molecular function: RNA binding. The record is from RefSeq and is a predicted model, not a curated record.
AUGGCUUCGAUGGAGUACGAGUCCGAGCAACGCGGCUACGAUGACGAGCCCCGUGGCUAUGAUCGCGAGCGUAGCAGAUCUCCGCGCGCCGACCGUCGCGACCUAGAUGAUUCCCGCCAACGCAGCGCUUCGCCCAUCAAUCGCGAUAGCCGCGGCCCGCCCCCAGACUCGCGCGACGAGGACGACAACAGCCGCAACCCUGGCUCCAACCUCUUCGUGACUGGCAUUCACCCGAGCUUGACCGAGGAAGAGGUCACUCGGCUCUUCGAGAAGUAUGGCGAGGUCGAGAAGUGCAACAUCAUGCGUGACCCUCACACCAAGGAGUCGCGCGGCUUUGGCUUCGUCAAGAUGGUCACCUCUGACCAGGCCGAUGCUGCCAAGGAGGGCCUCCAGGGUGAAGUCCACCAGGGCAGGACGCUGAGCAUCGAGAAGGCCCGUCGCGCUCGACCCCGUACCCCAACUCCGGGCAAGUACUACGGUCCGCCCAAGCGUGAGUUCGGCGGUAGUGGUGGUGGUCGUGGAGGUCGCGGAGGCCCUCCCCGCUACGGUGACCGUUACGAUGACCGUCGCGGUGGUGGUGGCUACUCUGGCGGAGGCGGAGGCGGAUAUGGAGGCGGCCGUCGUGACGAUUAUGGAGGCGGCUACGGCUACCGAGGAUCUCGUUAUGAGGACCGUCCCUAUCGCCGCGACCGAGACGACUACAGCUCGCGUGGUGUCGAUCGCUAUGCCUCCCGCGACGACCGUUACGGCGGCCGCGAGGAGCGCCGUGGCGGAGGUGGAGGAUACUACAAUGAGCGCCCUCCUCCACCUGCCGGUGGUGCUGGUGGCUAUGGAGACGCUCCCCCUCCUCGUCAGGAUGCGUACAGUGGUGGUAGUGGUGGUGGUGGUCGACCUUACGAGGACCGUGGUGGUGAUGAACGCUACUCCCGCUAG